AUGCGGUUCAUAACACGCUCCGCUUCUUCAUUCUCCCUUCUCGCCGCCCUUGCAAUCCUCUCGCAAACGGCCUGGGCGACAUCAAAUAAUCUCGAAUGCCUCCACACACGGCAUUCCGAGCUGGCAAACCGCGCAUCAUGCGGUGACAGGGGCAGCAUCGCCUACUGUCUCUCAGAACUGCCCACCGGCUUCCACGACACCGACUUGAAGACAUGCUUCGUCCACGCGGGCUGUCAACCCGAGGAGGCACAGAUCGAGGCACUAUGGACUCUGGCGCGGUGCAGUGUCCCCGUGGCUGGAGACCUGCGUAAACGCCAGCCGCUAUACCGCCGUGACGACGCAACGACAACCGCCGCAGCGGCAACCCAGACCGACGGCGGGCACGCCACGAUCGUCUCGAACGGGGUGACCUCGACGGUGGCCUGCAUGGCGACGUCGACAGUCAGUACGACGAGCUGCCCGAAGCAGUCGACGGGCACCGCGGCCGGCAAGACGCUGUCGUGCUUCCCGACGACGGUCUUGACCACCAAGUGCGCGUCGGGGAUGCUGUGCGACAAGGACGGCAACGGCGCGUCGGUGUGCAUGCGCAAGGACGACAGCUUCCACGCCGCGGGCGUCGUCAUCAGCCUCUUCUUCGCCGUCGCGCUGACCGCCACCCUCGGCGCCAUCCUCUACAAGUGCUGCCGCGAGGGCAGCACCCAGAAGCGCCUCGUCGCCGCCGCCGAGGCCGCCCAGAUCGCCCGCGACGCAAAGAACGCCGCCGCCAACAAGAAGCGCCCCAGCGUCGCCGCCCGCAGCGUCAGCGAGCAGAGCGCCGACAGCCAGCCGCUCAUCUACCCGCCUCCCUCCGGCGCCCCGCAGGUGUAUAUCCAGCCGCAUGAGGACGAGUACGAGGGCGUGCAGGAGUAUGAUGCGCAUGGCAAUCCGUUCGGCGAUCAUCAUCGGAUGGGCUAA
Molecule: messenger RNA, 954 nt
Organism: Phaeoacremonium minimum UCRPA7
Lineage: Eukaryota; Fungi; Ascomycota; Sordariomycetes; Togniniales; Togniniaceae
Exons: 1
Coding region: 1-954 (317 amino acids)
Source: RefSeq, a predicted model, not a curated record